Manihot esculenta (cassava) is the source of this 3203-nucleotide messenger RNA. RefSeq lists its product as uncharacterized. The transcript is spliced from 4 exons. NCBI's taxonomy places the organism in Eukaryota, Viridiplantae, Streptophyta, Magnoliopsida, Malpighiales, Euphorbiaceae. The coding region runs from base 318 to 1868 and encodes 516 amino acids. The record is from RefSeq and is a predicted model, not a curated record.
AACCCUUAUUAAGCAAAAAGCCCGUUCUCCUUUUCUCUUCCUCUUCCUCAUUCUCGCCGUUUUAUUAAUUGUUCUUUCGAGAAACCCAAAACCAGAGAGAUUUUUUUCUUCGCCUUGUUGUUGUCGGAGAGGAUCAGAGGAGUUUCUUGUUUCCAUUUCAGUUCACAAAUUUUCGCCUUUUUUAACGUGUUGCUUUCGGAAUUUGCAUAUCUAGUUUGAUUCAUGUGAGAUCUUGAGAUUGAGUUGUCAUCCAACUGAGACUCGUCAGGACCUGUUUUUGGGCACUAGAAAGAGAAUAUUGAUACAGGAAAUAAACAAUGGUUCGCUUGUUUUUGUCGGAACCUAACUGGAAAGAAGAUGGAGUUCGUGGAGAUAGUGUCGUUGCCAAGCAAUGGAUAUCGCUUUUGAACCAAUUGGAAUCCCUUAUCUGGUCGUUGAUGACUGCUGGCGGUCGAGCAGAAGCUCGUUUAUGGCUUUGCAGUACAAUAUCAGGCAUUACUUCCUUGACCUCCCGCCAGCAGCGGGACCUCUUUGUGAACUUACUGAGAACCAGGCCUACAAAUCAUAGUUUGGCUUCCCAGCUCCUGCAAAUGAUAUUUGAGAAGCAGCCGCGGAAAGCUGGACCCAUCAUAGCCAAGAGAAGUUAUAUGCUUGAGAAGUUCUUUGCAGGAAAUCCAAAGCUUAUAAUGCAAUGGUUUUCAAAUUUUGCUAAUGGGGGUGGAUUGGAUCACAAAAAGGGUGCCAAAGCAUUAUCGCAAUUUGCAUUUGUGAAUCGUGAUAUAUGUUGGGAGGAGCUUGAGUGGAAAGGAAAACAUGGGCAAUCCCCUGCUGUGGUGGCUACAAAGCCUCAUUACUUUCUUGAUUUGGAUGUCCAACGAACAGUGGAAAAUUUUCUUGACAAUGUACCUGAAUUUUGGUCUUCCACUGAGUUUGCUGAGUCCUUGAGAGAUGGUGAUAUUUUGUUCCUUGAUACCAAGUACUUUGUCGAAUUUUUUGUUGGCUUGAUGUACAAAGAGGAUUCAAGAGAUGUAUGGGAAGUUAUAAGUCAGUUUCUUAUGAAUGAAUCUUUUUCCUUUUUGUGUAACCGCCUCCUUAUCACUCUUGGAGACAGGGAAUUGUUCACUGUUCUGGAAUUGCUUCAUACAUAUUUAAGCAUGAAUAUGGAACCAGUGGAUUUUGGUAACUCAUCUUGUUGGCUUGAGUUUGCACUUUCUAGAUUCAAUGAUUGUGAAUCUUUUGAUCAGCUGCUUCUGUUAAAUGCUGUUAUCAAUCAAGGACGCCAGCUUCUGCGGCUUGUGCAUGAUGAAGAGUCGCAGGAGGAACAAACAAAAAUCAAGGACAUUGUAUCUCAGAUAUGCACAAUCUCAAGCACGGGAAACAGCUUGGAUCCUUUACUGAAUGAAUGCUUCAAGAUGAAGACAACAGAAGCAAUUAAGUUCUUGGGGCUUCAGUCUUGGGUUAUUCAUUAUGCAUUAUCAGACGAAAGCCGAAUUUCAGAAUCCUGGGAAUCUUUAUUUUCAAAUAAUGGUAUAAGUUUCCAAAAGUCUGAUAAAUAUGCAAUGCUACAUCACGUUGGAUUGUCAGAAGAAAGUGACUAUGAAUUGGAUAAUGUUGCAUCAGUUAAGAGAAAGCGCAGGAAGAAAAAGAAAAGUAGAAAAAAGAAAAGGAACUUUGAUGAUGAGGAAUUCUAUGAGAAUGAGCUGCUGGAUCUCGACACCUCAAAUAAUCAGCUAGGUUUGCAAUCUAAGGCUGGAAGUUGGUUGCUUUCCACGGAUGGAUUUUCUGCAUCAUGGACCAAUGUUGACUUGCCUGACCACCUCUCAAAGUUUUGCUUUUCUACAUGGAUGAAAUGGGUUUUUGCUAAGUGAUGCUGCUUACUAUUUGCAGCAUAGAUGGGCAAUAUCUUGUUGCAAGCAGAAUUCUUUCUGGUGCCAUAUCUGCUCAACUGAUUAACUUAGGUAAUUCAUAGUAUAUCAAUCAUCAUCAACUUUAGAGGUUGUUACAUUUCAGUUCCUCAUAUUCAAUUUGUUACCAUAAAUUAAAAAUAUUACAUAAACAUCCCUCAUUCUUAAAAAUGUUACAUAAAAAAUCUCUUAAUUCAUUUCCGUUCAUUUGUCCAUGGAACCGGUAUGUGGCAGUAUCACAGUGAAAAUAGGAACUUAAAGAAAUUAAACGUGCCACACAGCCAACACACUAUCUUCUUGAGGUGUAUCAUGUAUGAGGAUAGGAAAUAUCUUAUGUGGCAUUUUCUAUUUUUUAAUUUUUAUUUUUAUAUUGUGAUACUGCCACAUAUCAGUUUUAUUAUAGAAAUGAACAAUAAAUAGUGGAAAUAAUUUUUAUACGACAUUUUUAAAUAUUAUAAAUUUUGUGGUUCAAAUUAAAGACAAGGAACUGAAGUGUAACUAUCUCCAAAUUGAGGGAUGGUUAAUAUAAAAUUACCUGAUUAACUCGGGAUCUGCUGGUGGAGUACAUAUGAGAUGGUGUGUUAGCAUGUCCAGACUAUACUACGGAAUCCCAUGCUUUUUAGGGAUUAAACUUUGCAGAAGAACAUUUCAUCAGCAAUCAUUACUGCCAUAAGGUUUGAGAUUUAUGCUUUUUAUGGCUACUUUAGACUUCAAUAUGAACAAAAGUCUCAAGUACCGAAUGUUCAUUGUCAUUUUACUGCAAUUUUUUUCACCUAUGGCUAGGUUUCAGAGUGCAACCCUGCAUACUGAUCAAUGUGAGGUGGGAGAGCCAGCCACACACAUAGAUGUGCAGGAUGAAGAAUUGAUCAGAACUUUUUUGCUCGGAAUCUAAGUACUUGUUUGGUUCACUGUAGAGAUGGAAUGAGAAUUACUUCGUUCGGAGAACUCCGCAGCUCUUCCUCCCUCUCCCUCGCUCUUUCCCUGCCACUUAUAUCUGUGGAAUCGGAUUUUCUUAACUUGAUGUGUCACAGAUAAUCUGCCUCCAGCUAGUGCACUGGUUUGCUAGGAUUAUCCCUUGAUUUCACAACUCAUAAGCUCUAGACUCCAAUUCUGUAAGUUCAAGGUCUCAAUGUUGUUACCAAUUUCUAUCACUUUUGAGAUGCUUCUGUGACAAUGUAAGAGAGGUUUCCACAUCUAUGUGGAACAAAUUCGGUCCAAAUUGCCAACUCAAUGAACUGUAAAAACUUGAAAAUCAAGCUAUAAAUAUUUAUGUACUGGUAAAUUUUGUUCAGAAUUUGC